This is a messenger RNA of Aspergillus japonicus CBS 114.51, 1589 nucleotides long. RefSeq names its product sugar transporter family protein. Gene Ontology annotation, cellular component: plasma membrane. The transcript is spliced from 3 exons. The record is from RefSeq and is a predicted model, not a curated record. Lineage: Eukaryota; Fungi; Ascomycota; Eurotiomycetes; Eurotiales; Aspergillaceae. Gene Ontology annotation, biological process: plasma membrane lactate transport. Gene Ontology annotation, molecular function: secondary active monocarboxylate transmembrane transporter activity. Bases 69 to 1589 code for a protein of 506 amino acids.
CUUCGUUCUCUGCCCCUUUUCUUGCCUCUUCUUCAGUCGAACGGUAGUUGUCUGUUCUUCUAUCCAGCAUGUCUCAUGUCGAAGAGGACGGCCCCUCACGGGCAGUCCAGCAUCAUGUUUCGGACGAAGAUGAUUUACCGUCAAUGAGCAUUGGAAAGUACCUGAUCACUCGGAUCCCGACCCUGGUGCCUCCUAUGAACCCUGCUCCGAAUCCAAUCAAGGCUCUUACUCUGCUCAGUGGCAAGCAAUGGCUCUUCUUUGGUGUCGCCUUCUUUGGUUGGACGUGGGAUGCCUUCGAUUUCUUUACCGUUUCCUUGACGACCACCCAGCUCGCAGAGGCCUUCGACAAGUCGGUCACAGAUAUUACCUGGGGUAUCACCCUCGUGCUGAUGCUCCGCUCCGUGGGCGCAAUCGCCUUCGGCAUCGCUGCCGACAGAUGGGGCCGGAAAUGGCCUUUCAUUGUCAACAAUAUCAUGUUCAUUGUGCUGGAGCUGGGAACAGGUUUCUGUAAUACGUAUCGUGAGUUCCUGGCCUGUCGCGCUCUCUUUGGAAUUGCCAUGGGGGGUCUCUACGGCAAUGCCGCGGCUACUGCGCUUGAAGAUUGUCCAAUGGAGGCGCGUGGUAUUGUGUCUGGUUUACUCCAGCAAGGCUAUGCGUUUGGAUACCUGCUGGCGACGGCUUUUGCACGCGGACUGGUUGACACAACCUCGCACGGUUGGAGACCCUUGUAUUGGUUCGGCGCAUGUCCUCCGGUCUUGAUCAUUAUCUACCGGCUCUGCCUGCCUGAGACGGAUGCUUUCAUCGAACGCCAGAGGACUCGAAACUCUGUCCGAGGGGGAGUAACAUCGACUUUCUUGUCGGAGGGCCGGACAGCUUUGAAGCGGCACUGGUUGCUCCUGAUCUAUCUCGUGCUGCUCAUGGCAGGCUUCAACUUCAUGUCGCACGGCUCGCAAGAUCUGUAUCCGACCAUGCUCAAGAGCCAGUUCGGCUUCUCGGCUGAUGCGGUCACUGUCACCCAAGUCGUCGCCAACCUGGGCGCAUUGACGGGAGGCACCCUGUGCGGCUGGGCGAGUCAGAUCUUCGGCCGACGAUUCUCCAUCAUUGUGAUCAGUAUCGUCGGCGGUGCCCUCCUCUACCCGUACACUUUUGUUACCUCGACCAAUGUCAUGGCUGCCGCCUUCUUCGAGCAAUUCUGCGUGCAGGGCGCUUGGGGUGUUAUCCCCAUCCAUCUGAUGGAGCUGUCCCCAGGCUCAAUCCGCACCUUCGCUGUGGGUACAGCGUACCAGCUAGGCAACCUAGUGUCGUCAGCCAGUUCCACGAUCGAGUCAACGAUCGGCGAACGGUUCCCUCUGCCCCCUUCGGACACUGGAGCCAAGCGAUACCAGUACGGCAAGGUGAUCUGCAUCUUCAUGGGCUGUGUGUUCGUUUAUGUGAUCUUGGUGACAUUCUUGGGCCCGGAGCGGUUGGGACGUCAGUUCGAUGUGGCACAUGAUGCGGACAUGGCGGAAGUGACGGCGCAUCGCGGCAAGGACGAUGAGGUUGUUGAGAGUGACCCAGAGAAGGGUACCGUGCGUACUCUAGAGGGCUGA